Molecule: messenger RNA, 1622 nt
Organism: Athene cunicularia (burrowing owl)
Lineage: Eukaryota; Metazoa; Chordata; Aves; Strigiformes; Strigidae
Gene: MSS51
Product: MSS51 mitochondrial translational activator
Exons: 6
Coding region: 1-1509 (502 amino acids)
Source: RefSeq, a predicted model, not a curated record
AUGGCGGGCGGGAGGCAGCGCGGGGGCAGCGGGCGGCGUGGGGGACCUCAGCAGCGCCCAGUGAGUCGUGAAACAGCCCCUGUGCCCUCACCCCUCUCUCCUGCAGCCGCCACAGCCCAGCGAAAUGCAGGCGCUGUCCCCAAAACCAGCCACCCAAAGAAGACCGUGGAAGAGCCAGCAGCAAGGGCACCCGAUGUGGAUUCACUGGGCUUCCAGGCCAUGGACUCCAACGUGCCAGGGCUGUCCCAUGUCAUCCUCCAGAAGCUCAACAUGAAGACCUACGAGGACUACAAGUCUGCCAUGGAUGGGAGGAAGAGUGGCAGCGAUUUUGGCAUCCGGACUUACUUUGACAUGUUUCAGAAGAUGGAGGACACCUUCAAGUUUUGCGCUGAGUGCAAGAAGCUCCCCGAUGCCCUCCCUGACCCCAAAAGCCUCCGACGAUGCAAGAGGUGCCAGAACGUGUACUAUUGCAGCGUGGCGUGCCAGCGUGCCAACUGGCCACUACACAAGAAGUUCUGCAAGAAGCUGAAGCUGGUAGCCCUGGAUCGGCUGGUGGAGUGGCUCGUCUUCACAGGAGACAUCCCCUUCCCCACGGAGACCUGGACAAAGCCUGCCCAGGAUGUGAAGACCUGGGAGGACUGGUUUGCCAUGCAGGGACAGCUGGAGGAGAAGCUGGGUGCCAUCCUGGCUGGGCGGUACAUGACCCUUCUCUGGGCCAACGCUGGGAAGCCCCGGCCAGAGGACGGGGAGCUGCGUGAAUCCAUCCGGCGGCUGGUCACUGACUUCCACUCACGGCCACUCACCAUCGGCUUGGGGCUGCGGCUUUUUGGCAUCAACCCCCUCGCCAAGACCCUCACCGUGCACGUGGUGGGGGCAUCCCAUGUCGAGACCCUCAACACCCGCCUGACGGACUACGAUGAGCUGACACGGAUGUUCCCGGGGCACCGGGGCAUGGAGCUUGUGAUGGUGGGGGUGGACGUGGUCAACGGACCCAUCAUGAGGCCACCCCUGGCCACACUGGCACCCCAGGGAAGGGUCCAUCUCAGCAGCUACAAGGGGCUCUACCAUGACUUCUGGGAAAGCCACGUGGAGACCAAGCUGGCCACCCGCCCUGACCUGGUUGUGGGCUUUCACCCGGGUUUCCAUGCCUGCCCGGACCUGCUGGCAGGCUGGCUGCCCACCCUGCUGCUGCUGCGGGACUAUCGCCUGCCUGUCCUCUUCACCGUCUACAGCGAGCAGGAGCUGAAGUCCUCCCUGCAGAUCCUGGUGGAGCUCGAGAUGCACAUCAUGGGCUAUGCCACCAAUCCCUUCGCCUCACUCCGGCCCGAGCAGGUCUACUCAAGCCCCAACAAAGCACCUGUCUACUGCAGCUCCUACUACAUCGCCCUGCUGGGGCUGGCGGCAUCGGCUGUGCCGGGUGCCGAGGAGCUGGAGGAGGAUGAUGGCUGGCAGGGAGGGGAGCCCAGUGCUGCCGGCGUGGCUGGGGGCAACACCCCGGGACUGGGCUGACCCUGUGCAGACUUGCCCUGCCCUGUGGACCCCCACCCCUCACUGCCCCAUCCCAGACCCCAUCUCCCUGUCUCAGGAUGGGUGAUGCAGCCAUCCCUUGUCACACACAUCCC